AUGUGGGCAGCAGAAUCGAAAGAGUGUUCGCCAGACGUCAGCUUCCCGAGAGAGGCACCAUAUACAGGUAUGAGUUCCGCCGAGGAGUGGGAUGCUAGAACCAAGGUGACGCUAAUCCACUGCUUCCGCGAUGAGCCGAACAUUUGGAACCAGAACGUGGUGUAUCGAUCCGAUGCCGAACGACGACACAGUAUGGCGGAAGCUUGGCAGAGGAUCCAGCAACGCAUGAGCGCCAUGGGAUACAAAUUCGAGAUGCAGCAACUGAAGAAGAAGAUGAAGCAACUACGAGAUCAGUUCAGUCGAGAGAACAAAAUGUUCGAAGACCACAAUUCAAAAUGGCAGUUUUACGAAGAAAUGAGUUUCCUGAAUCAAAAUGAGACGGCGAGCUCCACGGGUUGCCUGACGAACGGAGACGCAACGCUGCAAUUGUGUGGAAGCAACGAUGCACUUAGGUCUUUUAACACGACUGGCUCUCUAUCAGACGGUGCUGAAGCGCUUUUUGAACCUACGCAAUGCUCGAACGAAGGAGAAACUGCUUCUCGAGGGAAUGAGGUGAAGUCGGAAAUCCCUGAUUCCGAUGUGGACGUCUCUGUUCUCUUCGGACAAGAACGAUCCGGGGCAAUGGUUUCCUCGAGUGGAAUUGUUUUAUCUGAAACCGUGAUAGAUGAACUGCUCAGAAUGGUACUUUCGCGAAAGGACACACUUCUAAGCGAUUCCUGCGACGAGAAAACAAAGGCAAGGGCAUGGAAGGACGUGUACGAGUUCAUUCGCGGCAUCACCAAAACCACUCCAACAGUCGACGAGCUGAAGGAGAUGUUUCGCAGGAAACAAGUGUACAUCAAUGACAUCGUAUCUCAGCACGCGAAGACCGACAUCUUCUCCGUUCACGGUUUUGCGCGGUACAUUCAGAGUAUUGUGAACAGAUGCCUGCCUGAGGACAAGUUCUCUGUAAGGGAAAGAGAGCUGGGGACGUUCAUUCUCCGCAAAUCUCUGUCCCCACACGAAUGCACACCGCCACCGGCAAAAAGAACAAGACUAGGAGAGCACUUCGAACGCGGUGCUAUCGCUGCGCAUCCGGAGUGCUGCGUUGUUGUCCCCCAAGAGACAACUCCCCCGGACAAUCCACGACAGGGCUGUAGCGCGUGUCAGAUUGGCGAGCAGUGUUUGAAGACGUCUCUGCAGGACAUGUUGAAGGCACAAAAAACAUACUUUGAUGUUGCCACGGAAGUACAGAGGAAGCAGUUACGGGUUUUGUCUUCCCUAGGCACUAUAUUUGAUCGGGUAGCAGAUAAACUGUUGUUAUCUGACUUUACAAAUAGAUAA
Messenger RNA from Necator americanus (New World hookworm), 1323 nucleotides. RefSeq lists its product as uncharacterized. Gene Ontology annotation, cellular component: nucleus; transcription regulator complex. The transcript is spliced from 11 exons. Gene Ontology annotation, biological process: regulation of transcription by RNA polymerase II. The record is from RefSeq and is a predicted model, not a curated record. Lineage: Eukaryota; Metazoa; Nematoda; Chromadorea; Rhabditida; Ancylostomatidae. The coding region runs from base 1 to 1323 and encodes 440 amino acids.